UACACGAGCAGAAGAACAACACACGCGUCACGUGACUUGCGUUCGCGGCCUUGCGUCGAGUGUGUUUGUGACUGAAUCGAUUAUCAAACUCCGAGUUUAAUCUCCGGUGUUCCGUGUUCGGGGGUGUGUGUGUGUGUGUGUGUGUGUGUGAAGCCCCGAGCUCCGCUGAUGGCGUCUGGAUCACCGUGUGUGAACAGUCGAUGGGAUCGAGCCUCAGGCGUGGAGGCGGCGGCGGCGAUGGCCGCUAAGAUCAACGCUAUGCUAAUGGCUAAAGGCAAACUGAAGCCCCUGCAGCCGCUGCCCAGUAAAGCGCCCGUCUCUGCUCUCCCGGCCGUCGCUGAUGAGCUCGUUGUGGCAGAAGUCGAUAUAAACGACGUGCCGAUCGACUGCAGGAAUCUGCUGACCAAAGGCAGAACUCAGGAGGAGAUUGCUCAGUUCAGUGGUGCUGCUGUCUCCACUAAAGGCCUCUUCAUGAGCGACGCGGAGCAAUGCAGCGGCGCAGGAGUGGUUCGGCCGCUGUAUCUGCAGGUCCAGGGCCGCUGUCAGGAGGACGUCAACAAGGCCGUGUCCAGAAUAAAGCAGAUCAUCUCUGAAGACGUGCUGCGCUCUUCAGGAGGACAGACGCCCGCAGUGAUGCCCACUGUGCCUGUGUACCGUCAGCCAAUCACAGCAGCCGCUCCACUCACACCUGCCACUCGAGCCGCCGGAGCGCCAGUCAUCCCUGCACACAAGCCGGCUCCACCACACUCAGGGAGUUUUGUGCACACGAAGAUCUUUGUGGGCCUGGACCAAUCGCAGCCGAGCUUCAGCGUAAACGAGCGCGUGGAGGGUCCGUCGGGCUCGUACCUGCAGCACAUCCAGUGCGAGAGCGGCGCGCGCGUGUUCCUGCGCGGCCGAGGCUCCGGGUACAUCGAGCAGGCGUCCCGCCGCGAGUCCUUCGAGCCGCUCUACCUGUACAUCAGCCACCCGAACGCUGCAGGACUGGAGGCGGCCAAGAAGCUGUGCGAGAACCUGCUGGACACGGUGCGGGCGGAUCACACGCGGUUCAUGUCGGCGUUUCCCUCCACAGGUUCUGCUCCAGUUUACCCGACACACGGAUACUCUGCAAAUAACAGCUACGGCAGCCAGUCCUGGUACAGCUACCCAUCCAACGGCUACUCGAGCUCCUAUCCCACAUACUGGAGUACCGGCAGCGGGGCGACCGGCCAAUCACAGCUGAGCAGUGGAGCGACCGGCCAAUCACAGCUGAGCAGCGGCGCGACCGGCCAAUCACAGCUGAGCAGCGGCGCAGUGCAGUAUCCGGUGCGCCAACAGAGCGCCUUCCUACUGCCGGAGGAGGCAGCAGUGUCAGACGGAGCAGACGGCGGCUCCAGCCCAAAGCAACACACUGCAGAAGAGGAGCAGAAAACACAGAUCUGCACAGAUGUUCCAGUGGAGGACGUCAGUGCUGUGGAGGACUGCAGGACGUUGAUGCCGCCGCCGGCUGCUCCAAUCAGGAAGAGAUUACGAGAAGAGACCUGCAGCAAAACCCUCACACACACAGCCGCAGAACAGCAGAUGAAGAAGCUGAAGACUCCCGAAGACUCCGGCAGCUGCUCCGGCCUGGUCCCGUACGGAGGCGACUCGUCGGACGAGGAAGAGGAGCGCGUGCGCGGCGGGAGUAAGAGCGCGGUCUGAACACACACAACUGCAGCGGCACAGACUUUAUUUCCUCAUGUUUUACAGCACUGAUGUGUAUCUGUUCCUAUGGAAUAAUAAAGAAGUAAGCGGCA
Molecule: messenger RNA, 1772 nt
Organism: Rhinichthys klamathensis goyatoka
Lineage: Eukaryota; Metazoa; Chordata; Actinopteri; Cypriniformes; Leuciscidae
Product: KH homology domain-containing protein 4-like
Exons: 14
Coding region: 169-1677 (502 amino acids)
Cellular component (GO): nucleus
Molecular function (GO): RNA binding
Source: RefSeq, a predicted model, not a curated record